GAAACUUGAUGUCGUUCUGUGCUGGCAACAUUAAUAGCGUGCGUUAUUUUCAGACGAGGUAAUGAUUAGACUGCAAAUGCUCAGUUAACCUUUGCAAUUUCACGCAAUUUCCCAGCUUUAUUUGGAAGCGAGGGGGGAGUUAAUGUGUAAUUAAAUAGAGAGCCGGAGUCCUGCCACUGAAGAUGCCUCGUGGAAUACUUAAACCUGCCAUCGGGGGAGCCGGGCAGAGAGAGUGAUAGAGAGAGAGAGAGAGAGAGAGAGAGAGAGAGAGAGAGAGAGAGAGAGAGAGAGAGAGGGGAAAAAACUGUAGACGUAAAUAACUGUACCUGCUCAAACCAAGGCCUCGCCACAUUGAAAUUCAGCAUGGAGCCGCAGCCAACUUCGACGCUCCACUUCGACAUCACUGUAGAUGAGAACGAUUUCAAAGCCGGCGUCACUGAGCUGAUGUGUAAACUACGACCUCACUGGAACCCCGCAGAGAUUAAACUGAAGCUCUUCACUGAUGGAAUCACCAACAAGCUGCUUGGCUGCCACACGGACGACUCGAUGGAGGACACGCUUCUCAUCCGCAUCUACGGCAACAUGACGGAGCUCUUUGUGAAUCGCGCCAACGAACUGAAGAACCUGCAGAUCCUGCACACCAACCACUGCGGCCCUAAGCUGUACUGCACUUUUAAGAAUGGCAUCUGUUAUGAGUUUGUCAAGGGGACCGUCCUGGACAAGUGGCUGGUGAGGGAGCCCCGUGUGUUCAGGUUGGUCGCUCAGGCGUUGGCGAGGAUUCAUUCCAUUCAGCUUGAAAACGGCUCGUCGGUGCAGCCGGUCCUGUGGAAGAAGCUGUCAACGUACCUGAGCUUAAUCAGCGCCAGUGGGGACGACUCGCCGUCUUGUGUGCGGUUUUCGUCGGAAGUCCCCAGCCUGGAGGUCCUGGCCAGCGAGAUCGAAGCCCUCAAGCAGCACCUGUCCCAGAUCAAAUCUCCGGCCGUGCUGUGCCACAACGACUUGCUGUGUAAAAACAUCAUCUACAACGAGGCGCAAGGCUACGUCCGUUUUAUCGACUACGAGUAUGCUGACUGGAACUACCAAGCGUACGACAUCGGGAAUCACUUCAACGAGUUUGCAGGUGUGACUGAUGUCGAUUACCGCCUGUACCCGAGCCAGCAGCUGCAGACCGACUGGCUCGGCGCCUACCUGGAGACCUACAAGGAGCGGCGUGGCAUGGCUGGCGCGGUCACUGAGGCCGAGGUGCACAGGCUCUACGUGCAGGUCAACAAAUUUGCCCUGGCCGGCCAUUUCAGUUGGGGUCUUUGGGCUCUCCUCCAGUCGAGGUACUCCAAGAUCAACUUUGAUUUUGUCAGGUACGCGGCCGCCCGCUUCAACUUCUACUUCCGAAUGAAGGCUGACGUCCUCGACAUGAAGCUGCCGUAAAUUCCCACCAGACGGGUGCCCUGAUGCCACGGAGGAUGCCAGCCUGCCAUCACUUUGUGUGACUGACUGAUAAAGACAAGCAAAGAGAGGACAGGGGGCACUUCUCCAGUCCGCCACAUGAGGACGCUAUUCAGCGAGCCUCAUUUCCCAGUUCACCACGUGAAGAAAAUACAGAAGGUCGUGAAGCGGCGGACGGCGUCUUCGUUUCACUCGAUCGAAAUCUCGCCGCCGCGUUUACCAAAAAUGCUUUUCUUUGAUCCCAGAAAAAAAAAAGGCAAAGUACAAUAGGA
Messenger RNA from Erpetoichthys calabaricus (reedfish), 1715 nucleotides. Its product is annotated as ethanolamine kinase 1-like. Gene Ontology annotation, biological process: phosphatidylethanolamine biosynthetic process. The transcript is spliced from 8 exons. Gene Ontology annotation, molecular function: ethanolamine kinase activity. The coding region runs from base 364 to 1425 and encodes 353 amino acids. The record is from RefSeq and is a predicted model, not a curated record. Lineage: Eukaryota; Metazoa; Chordata; Cladistia; Polypteriformes; Polypteridae. Gene Ontology annotation, cellular component: cytoplasm.